Octodon degus (degu) is the source of this 1169-nucleotide messenger RNA. RefSeq names its product E3 SUMO-protein ligase PIAS2-like. Gene Ontology annotation, biological process: protein sumoylation; regulation of transcription by RNA polymerase II. Gene Ontology annotation, molecular function: transcription coregulator activity; SUMO ligase activity. Lineage: Eukaryota; Metazoa; Chordata; Mammalia; Rodentia; Octodontidae. The record is from RefSeq and is a predicted model, not a curated record.
GGGAGGGAAUGGUUAAAAUUGCAGAUUUCGAAGAAUUGAGGAAUAUGGUUUCUAGUUUUAGAGUUUCUGAACUACAAGUAUUACUAGGUUUUGCUGGAUGGAAUAAAAGUGGAUGCAAGCAUGACCUCCUGAUGAGGGCCCUGCAUUUACUGAAGAGCUGCUACAGUCCUGUGAUUCAGAUUAAAAUCCAAGAAUUAUAUAGACGCCGAUAUCCAUGGACUCUUGAAGGGCUUUCUGAUUUAUCUACAAUCAAACCAUCAGUUUUCAGUUUGGAUGGUAGCUCAUCACCUGUAGAACCAGAUUUGGCUGUCGCUGGAAUCUACUUGUUGCCUGCUACUUCAGUAACAUCUCACUCACCAUCCUCUUCUGUUGGUUCUGUGCUACUGCAAGACACUAAGCCCAAUUUUGAGAUGCAGCAACUAUCUCCUCCAAUUUCUCCUGUCCAUCCUGAUGUGCAGUUCAAAAACCUGCCCUUUAAUGAUGUCCUUGAUGUUCUCAUCAAGCCCACAAGUUUAGUUCAAAGCAGUAUUCAACGAUUUCAAGAGAAGUUCUUUAUUUUUGCUUUGAUACCACAACAAGUUAGACAGAUAUGCAUAUCAAGGGACUUUUUGCCAGGUGGUAGGAGAGAUUAUACAGUUCAAGUUCAGUUGAGAAUUUGCCUGGCAGAGACAAGUUAUCCUCAAGAAGAUAACUAUCAGAAUAGUCUGUGUAUAAAAGUAAAUGGGAAGCUGUUUCCUUUACCUGGCUAUGCACCACCAUUAAAAAAUGGGAUUGAGCAGAAGCACCCUGGAUGCCCUUUGAAUAUUACAUCUUUAGUUAGGUUGUCUUCAGCUGUGCCAAACUGGAUUUCUAUUUCUUGGGCAUCUGAAAUUGGAGGAAUUAUUCCAUCCAUCUCCCUGGCCCCUAUGUCUGUUUAUCUUGUACAACAACUGACAUCAGUCAUGUUACUACAGAGAUUAAAAAUGAAAGGUAUUAGAAACCCUGAUCAUUCCAGAGCACUAAUUAAAGAAAAACUUACUGCAGAUCCUGAUAGUGAAAUUGCUACAACUAGUCUUCAGGUCUUGAAAUGCCCUCUAGGAAAAGUGAGACUAACGAUCCCAUGCCAAGAUGAGCCCAAGGUGACUGAUACCUCUUUAGAUUAUCAAUUCCUGAUGCUCAUCGUUCCAGAA